Molecule: messenger RNA, 2014 nt
Organism: Aplysia californica (California sea hare)
Lineage: Eukaryota; Metazoa; Mollusca; Gastropoda; Aplysiida; Aplysiidae
Product: zinc finger protein 628
Biological process (GO): embryo development; regulation of transcription by RNA polymerase II
Cellular component (GO): nucleus
Molecular function (GO): RNA polymerase II transcription regulatory region sequence-specific DNA binding; DNA-binding transcription factor activity, RNA polymerase II-specific
Source: RefSeq, a predicted model, not a curated record
AAACACAAGCCAGCCAACCUACUCUGACCUAGUCUACACCUUUUUUUUACCCCCAACAGACACAUCUUCAGGUGGUGUCAGCACUGUCGAAACGUUUGGCCGCAACUUGGUGAAGUGAAAGAACGCCCGCUGGACGACUUAGAAUGAUGACGUCACCCACGAUCUCCCCACACGCCAUCUACAGCCGGUGCCCCGCCCCUCUGGUAUCCCCCGCCCCCUCCCCGCCUGUUGCGUCAGCGAUGUAUUCACCCUACAUCCUGGGCACCUCCUACAUGAGCUCUCCAGAUUUCCGGGCCGGCGGCAUCCCUUACUUUCUGCCCAGCCUCCUCAACGCCUACACGAUGUCCGGCCUGACCCACCACUUACCCGGCCACUGGGCUGCGGCAGCAGCAGCAGCAGGACACGUGCACAACGUGUCCGACCAGCACGGCUCAAAGGAGAGCACUCUGACCCCAGGUCACGCCUACUGGCCGCUGUCCAGGGCUAUGUCCAGUUCUCCCUGUGGUCAACUGUCGGCUCCUGCCUCUGCUGCAGUCUCGACUCCGGAGACCCCGUUGAUGAUAAGAUCGCCCUCGGCGAGCAAACGAGGCACGUCCCCGGACCUGAGACAGACACCCAAACGACGGUUUGACUUUUCCCGCCUCGCGGAAUCAGCGACCAGUGACCUGGAAGCCAGCCAGUCCCCAGACACCCCCGUGUCCUCCUCCAGCCAGGCACAGAUCUUCAGUCACGUGAUGGGGCCCUUGGAGAACUUCCGGGUUCUACAAGAGAACUUCCGCAUCAGCCAGGCGAUAGCGAAUGGCGGGAAGCUGGGGAGCUCUUUCUCCAGGAACCUGCUCAGUGGAGCUGACAAAACAAAGAUCAGACGGCCACGAAGGGCCAAAAAGGAAUUCAUCUGCAAGUACUGCUGCCGACACUUCAGCAAGUCCUACAAUCUCCUGAUCCAUGAGCGCACACACACAGACGAGCGACCCUACCCCUGUGAGAUCUGUGGCAAGGCAUUCCGGAGACAGGACCAUCUCAGAGACCACAGGGUCCUCUCUCCGGAAUUUAGAACAAGUGGUUCAGAGAUCCCUGGAUGUUCUGCCAGGGAAUGUGAGCAGCAGACUCUACUCUGUGGAUAGGCUGCUGGGGCGGACAGGGGAAGACCUGUCACUCAAACCGCACUGCACACUCCCGACACAAUCAGCCACCUCUACUCCUCCGUCCCAUGUCAACGUAGUCAAAAUUGAGGAUAAUCAAGCUUCCAACGAAGAAGUCGAAGAUGACGACGAUGACGAGGCUGGUGUUGAGAUUGAUGUAGAUGGGGACUGUGGAUCGUGAUCGUGUCUCUUAGAUUACUGUAGAUUGUGCUAUUUCUCUUGAUCGUCUGGUCUUUUUUUUUUUCAUAAACGCACACAUUAUGUAUAUCGCACUAUGUCCCAGCUCGCUGUAACUGUUGAAGAGAGUAGCGGCGGACACAUUUAAUAAUGUCCGAUCACCAGCAGAUCUAAGGAACUGUUGCGAUAUAACACACAACUGAAAAACACGAAUUUGCCUGUUUCGUGUUGUAAAGUAUGUUGUUUCCUGCUUUCCUAUGUUUCAGAAACAGAAAACAGCGUUGAUAAACCAGUAUGAAUAACUUAUUCUUUUUAUUUCUAAAUUGCCCCAACACAGCGCACACUCAAUUAGCGUUGUGGCAUGCUCAGAUCACUCGUCUCCACUAAGUCAUCUCUCCCUCUCUCUCCGUCCAGGAACAAUAAUGAUACGGCAUAGACUUUACGCUACCCUCAGAUUACAAUGUGCUGUGUGCUUAGUACAAAGUUUUUGAGAAAUUUGACGUGGAAAAACAUUUAAGUUUCACAAUAUGUCAGGCUUUUUCGAACUACAAUUCUUCGAACACUAAGAUAUCUCUCGAUGUAAAUCAGAAGAUAGAACAUAAUUUUGGUUAGCGACCUCGACCUCAUGGUCUUAGUAACCCAAGGACGGCCAAAAAUAUUAGAAAGAACUUUGUAAUUCUAAGGUACCGUCUACC